Molecule: messenger RNA, 903 nt
Organism: Macroventuria anomochaeta
Lineage: Eukaryota; Fungi; Ascomycota; Dothideomycetes; Pleosporales; Didymellaceae
Exons: 2
Coding region: 113-694 (193 amino acids)
Biological process (GO): endoplasmic reticulum to Golgi vesicle-mediated transport
Source: RefSeq, a predicted model, not a curated record
CCUUACACGCAUAUCCUCGAGCUCCACAACACCCGCAGUGCACACUGCGCAAUACAGCACAGCACAACGUACCACCGAAUAUCGAACCGCGGAAAGCGCAUAGCGACCCAACAUGUCCAGCCGCUUCGGCCGCGACACCGCGCGCGACGACCUCUUCAGCAGCUACAACCGCUCGGCCUCGCCCUCGAAAUCCAAAAACAAAGCCCGCGCGUCGCCCUAUAACAGCGCCGGGGGCUACGGGCUGCCGGCUCCCUCUGACGGCCCGGGGUUCUCUGCGUAUCCCGGCGCGAGUGCGAAUGGGAAUCUGUACGGAGGGUACGGCGUUGGAGGGUCGGGGGGCAAUGGGAGCAGCGGGAGUGUAGGGGGAUAUAGGAGCGCGACGCCGAAUAGUAGGGGCCAGUAUAAUAGUGCGACGUUGGAUGAGUUGGAGAGUCAGAACGAGGAGCAGACGGGAGUGUUGAUUGGGAAGGUCAAGAUGUUGAAAGAUUUGACACACCUCAUCGGCGACGAAAUCCGCGACUCCACCACCCUGGCCGAGAAAAUGAACGACCAGUUUGAGAACAGCAGGAACAAAGUCAAGGGCACGAUGAACAGAAUGCUCAGGAUGGCGAAGAAGACAGGCGUCGGGUGGAAGGCGUGGGUUGUGUUUUUUGCGGCGCUGGUGUUGCUCUUUUGGUGGGUGUGGUUGGGUUAGCCGUAGCUUGAAGACGGUGGGAAGAGCAAUAUGGAUGGCAGAACGACAUAACGGGUUUGGUAUUGGUGUUGCUCAUGCAUUUGGCGUGGCGUUUGGGCAUUUUGUGUGUGUUGGCUUGGGCAGAACGAGGUAAUGCACGGGAAGGUUACAUGGUGGGUAUAUUGACGGUAUGUGCAUAUACACAAAACCACCAUCACAUGCCUAACACU